AUGCGCGCGUCUGCCGCUGCCGCUGCCUUCUUCUUUGCUUCGUCUGUGAGUGCGUUGACGCCAACGGACGUUGAGAACGCUCUCAAGAACGUGUCUAUCAUCCCCGACGAUAUCGCGGACUUCACUCCGAAGGCCCUCCUCGACGUCACCUACACAGACUCGACCUCGAACCAGUCCAUUGUGAUCAGUCCGGGGUUGCCAAUCUCUGUGAACCAGACGACCAUGCGCCCCCAGUACGCGUUGACGUCCUCGGACGCCAGCCUCACCGGCCAGAGAUUCGUGCUCAUCAUGUUCGACCCCGACGCCCCGACGCCCCAAAACCGCUCACUGGCCCAGGUCCGGCACCUCGUCGCGCAAGUCCAACUCAGCAGCGACACCGCUGCGCUCGCGUCCGGCGCCGGGUCGCCGCUCACGAACAGCACCCCCGCGGUCUCGGACUACAUCUCGCCUGGCCCCCCGCCCGGGGGCGCCCACCGGUGA
Molecule: messenger RNA, 480 nt
Organism: Epithele typhae
Lineage: Eukaryota; Fungi; Basidiomycota; Agaricomycetes; Polyporales; Epitheliaceae
Product: PEBP-like protein
Exons: 3
Coding region: 1-480 (159 amino acids)
Source: RefSeq, a predicted model, not a curated record